AAAUAACAAAAUGGGCAAGGAAAAGGGACACAUUAACAUUGUCGUUAUCGGUCACGUCGAUUCUGGUAAGUCUACCACUACCGGUCACUUGAUUUACAAGUGUGGUGGUAUCGACAAGCGUACCAUUGAAAAGUUCGAGAAGGAAGCCACCGAAUUGGGUAAGGGUUCCUUCAAGUACGCCUGGGUUUUGGACAAGCUCAAGGCUGAACGUGAGCGUGGUAUCACCAUCGACAUUGCCCUCUGGAAGUUCGAAACUCCCAAGUACUACGUUACUGUUAUUGAUGCUCCCGGUCACCGUGACUUCAUCAAGAACAUGAUUACUGGUACUUCUCAAGCUGACUGUGCCAUUCUUAUUAUUGGUGGUGGUACUGGUGAAUUCGAAGCUGGUAUCUCCAAGGACGGUCAAACUCGUGAGCACGCUUUGCUUGCCUACACUUUGGGUGUCAAGCAACUCAUUGUUGCCGUUAACAAGAUGGACUCCGUUAACUACUCUCAAGCUCGUUUUGAGGAAAUUAUCAAGGAGACUUCCAACUUCGUCAAGAAGGUCGGUUUCAACCCCAAGACCGUUCCUUUCGUCCCCGUCUCUGGUUUCCAAGGUGAUAACAUGAUUGAGCCUACCACCAACAUGACCUGGUACCAAGGAUGGCAAAAGGAGACCAAGGCUGGUGUUGUCAAGGGUAAGACUCUUUUGGAAGCCAUUGACGCCAUUGAGCCCCCUGCACGUCCCGUCGAGAAGCCCCUCCGUCUUCCUCUUCAAGAUGUCUACAAGAUCGGUGGUAUUGGCACAGUCCCCGUCGGUCGUGUCGAAACCGGUACUAUCAAGCCCGGUAUGAUUGUCACCUUCGCUCCUUCUGGUGUCACCACUGAGGUUAAGUCCGUCGAAAUGCACCACGAAUCUCUUGAAGCUGGUCUCCCUGGUGACAACGUUGGUUUCAACGUCAAGAACGUUUCCGUCAAGGACAUCCGUCGUGGUAACGUUGCUGGUGACUCUAAGAAUGACCCCCCUAUGGGCUGUGCUAACUUCACCGCUCAAAAGCCCCUCCGUCUUCCUCUUCAAGAUGUCUACAAGAUCGGUGGUAUUGGCACAGUCCCCGUCGGUCGUGUCGAAACCGGUACUAUCAAGCCCGGUAUGAUUGUCACCUUCGCUCCUUCUGGUGUCACCACUGAGGUUAAGUCCGUCGAAAUGCACCACGAAUCUCUUGAAGCUGGUCUCCCUGGUGACAACGUUGGUUUCAACGUCAAGAACGUUUCCGUCAAGGACAUCCGUCGUGGUAACGUUGCUGGUGACUCUAAGAAUGACCCCCCUAUGGGCUGUGCUAACUUCACCGCUCAAGUCAUCAUUCUUAACCACCCCGGUCAAAUCUCUGCUGGUUACUCUCCUGUUUUGGACUGCCACACUUCUCACAUUGCUUGCCGCUUCAAUGAGCUCAUUGAGAAGAUUGACCGUCGUACCGGUAAGAAGCUUGAAGAAUCUCCCAAGUUCGUCAAGUCCGGUGAUGCUUGCAUCGCUCAAAUGGUUCCUACUAAGCCUAUGUGCGUUGAAGCUUUCACUGACUACGCUCCUCUUGGCCGUUUCGCCGUCCGUGACAUGCGUCAAACCGUCGCUGUCGGUGUCAUCAAGGCCGUCGAGAAGACUGCCCCUGGUCAAGCUAAGGUUACCAAGGCUGCCCAAAAGGCUGGUGGUAAGAAGUAA
Molecule: messenger RNA, 1693 nt
Organism: Schizosaccharomyces cryophilus OY26
Lineage: Eukaryota; Fungi; Ascomycota; Schizosaccharomycetes; Schizosaccharomycetales; Schizosaccharomycetaceae
Exons: 2
Coding region: 11-1693 (560 amino acids)
Biological process (GO): translation; translational elongation
Molecular function (GO): translation elongation factor activity; GTP binding; GTPase activity
Source: RefSeq, a predicted model, not a curated record